This is a messenger RNA of Lachancea sp. 'fantastica', 3261 nucleotides long. The record is from the annotation of a GenBank genome assembly. NCBI's taxonomy places the organism in Eukaryota, Fungi, Ascomycota, Saccharomycetes, Saccharomycetales, Saccharomycetaceae.
AUGUCCGACGUUCGUAGGUCGACAAGAAUACGCGACAAGUCCUCCAGAACGGACGACGCUGAAGAUCAUGAGGACUCCAUGGGUUUAGUUCAUAUGGAUGAAGAUGUCGAUUUGGGUAGUGGCUCUGCAGACAGCUCCGAAAGCGACGAAGAGGUACAAGAAACAGACGAGGAAUACGAGGAGCCUGCUCAUAAGAAGCGUAAGCGUGGAUCGGGCGAGAAAACCAACCGCUCUGGCGCUGCACAAGGGACAAAAAGAACUAAGGCGCCAAAAAUGGGUCGAGACAAAAACUCAAAAAAAAGCAGACUAGCGUUCCUUGAAAGACAGCAGGGCUUUGAAGCGACAGAGCUAUUUCAGAUAAUGGCACAUUCCGAGGAUUUUUCGGUCGAAGAGCUCGCAAACGGAUGGCUUGAGCUGUACUCAGAGAAUAGAGACAAAGCGCUUCAACAAUUUAUCAACUUCUUGCUCAACUGUUGCGGCUCCUUGGUACAAGUUCAAGAACACGAUGUUGUGUCUAACGAGACUGCCAACGAUACAGUGGCCGAGAUUCAGUUGCAAUUCCAACAACAAGAACUGCACGAAUCACACUUACUCAUGAGCAAAAAUAAUCAGAGGCGCGCCAAAUGUAAAUCGCUGUACGAAAACUUUCUCGAAUUCACCCACAAGCUGCUGGAGCUGGCUCAUGAACGCGGCCUGUUAUAUGAAAAUUCGAGCGAUUCAGGAGAAUCACAGCCAACAAGCCAGUCACUCAUUUUAGACCUCCUCACCUGGCUAUCGUCAUUAUCUGUGAGUAAAGUCAGAUGUCUACGGCACGUUGCAACAUUGUGCAUGUACAGUUUUCAAGACUAUUUGACAGCGUUAAGUGUGUCCUUGGAAAAUGACUAUUUAGUGAAACUGAGAAGGCAACUAGGCAUGGAACAAAAAAAGAAGAGAGCUAAUCCGAAGACAGCGGAAAAAUUAGAAUCCACAAUAGAGGAAAUUCAGGAAACAAAAUCAGUGGUGGAAAAUUGCAUCGACAAUAUUAUCAAGCUGUCUUUUAUCCACCGCUUCAAAGAUGUGGAUGAGGCUAUACGAACAGACUCCGUAAUCCAUCUUGCUACGUGGCUUGAGACUUAUCCAGAAUACUUCUUGAAAGUUACUUUUCUAAAAUAUUUUGGCUGGUUGUUAUCCGACAUUUCGUCAACAGUACGAUUACAAGUAGCUAAAGUGAUUUUGGACAUUGUCAAGUUUGACAACAAACGGAAAAAGCACAAGGUUGGGAGCACCGCCUUGCGGCAGUUCUUCGACAGAUUCAAGCAAAGGAUUGUUGAGAUUGCUUUGAAAGACGUUGAUAAGCCAGUUCGCAUUGCCUCUAUACAGGUCUUGACUCAAAUCAGCUCCUUGGGAUAUCUCGAAGAUAGCGAGGUUGCCAAGAUCUCAAGUUUGAUCUUCAAUGACCGCAAAAUUGAGGCUUCUUCCGUAGCGAAGAACGCUAAAUUACUAGCUUCCGUGGCAAAGUUCUUCGCGACUGUGCAAAACGAUAAGUUAGAGCUCUUGCUGGAGUCCCAUUCAUUUCCUCAAAAGUCAAAAUUGUUACGGCCUCGGGAGAUUAUUGAAGCGGGAUUUUUUAUGAAAUCGCUGCUCAGUUCCUUCUCAAGCUAUUUGAACGAAAUCGAUACUAGUGAGCUUGCACAAAGUCCCUCUGAUCUUCUAUUCCAGGCAGCGGAGUUUUUGGAGCCCUACUUCGGGGGUCUAACAUCAUCUCUGUGCGAGCUCCUCGUCACCGAUGCGAGUUUCGAAGGUUUUGCCAAUGUCGAAGACGCAGAGACUGGUGAAAAGGUACUCAUUCUGCCUAGCAAUGAAAACAGCAUUACCCAUUAUGUGGUGGUAUUGAGUGGUUUGUGCCAUGGUGGCAGCAAAAAGAACUCGAAAAAAUCAGAAACCGCUAUGGCGGCUAUGGGCUUCCUUUCGAAGCUGUUCGAUACAUUGCCACUCCAUUCUAGUAUCGUGAUGCAGGAGCUUUUCAAGAUUUAUACACUUCCCACAUUCGAAGAAUGGGUCUCUGCGCACUUGGAGUCUGACUUCCAGGAAAUUACAGACGUAAUUGUCAAGACAUUUGAUCGCAUGCAAAUUUCCAAUGAUAGUCAUGAUAUAGUUCGCUCCUCUUUCGCAGAUGUGUUGAAAUUUCACAAGAGUUUGGGAUUACCACAAGUUAUUGAUGGUUGGAAAAACCAACUAGAACAGGUGCGUGUGUCAUUUCAGGUAUUUUUGGAGACAAAAGCCGAUGGCUAUAGUGGUGAAGACAUAAACACACUUUUGAUCGCGGCUCAUGAGACUUAUCUUAACAAGUUGGUAUUGCUCGGCAAAGUACUGCAGCUUGAUAUAAGCCCAGAGUUAAUCCAGGAAUAUUUCAGAAAAAUUGUCAACAAAAUUCCUCAAACCCUGGAGCUGCUGAGACAUGAUACUAUAAAGACCAUAGAUUUUAGGUUUGUGACCCUGGCCGUAACUUGGAAUUUACAACGCUGGUUAGAAAUCUUGCAAAAUGCCACGGACGCAACGCCGUUUUCUUCGAGUCCACUAGAAACGGCCUUUGGCGUCAUAAGACAGCUGAACACAGAUCUAGCGGCUCUGUCACGUUGCGAUGGGGAGAGUAUCCGCGAUUGUUUGAAUAUCAAGUUUAAGCUCUGCGAUGUUUUGCUGGAUAGUCUCACGGCGAUAAAAAUGUUCGAGCUGAACAUUCCUAGCAAGGAUUACGAAUGGCAGCGAGCUAUCGCAGAUAACUACCAGGUGGUAAUACGCGCUGAAAUGCCUCAAAUCUUUCUCGAUGCUUUUCUAUAUUUGGAAGGUUUGCGAGCUAAAGAGCUCGGGGUUCAGCUCGAUCGAUCUGACGACGAGAAUGUUAACCUCAACGACAUCACUGACGAUAACGUGGAGGAUGUUGAAGAAGAGCUCAAUUUAUUUGCUGUAAAGCUCAAAAGCCUGUUAACUUUGGGCCUACUAGACGAUACUCGAAUUGAAAGUCGCAUAGCUUUGAACAAAAACGUCUUGGGUAGUGAAUUUGAAUCUAUCGCUGACGAUUCUGCUUUCGGCGCAAACCAAUUGCCCAAACGACAGCUGGCCUCUGCUAACCACGAACACCAAAUCUUCGAUAACCAAGGUGGAAAAUCGGAUCUUAAAGGUAGUCACACAUCUGAGUACUGGAAUCGUCAUAAUCCGUCAAUAACCUCACCCAACGUUCCAAGCAGGCUAGAAACACGAGAGAGCAGUUCAGAAUUUCUAUGA